AUGAAGGGCGUGAGGGGCAUGGCCGUGGUGAUGGCGCUGGCGCUGGCGCUGGCCGGCAUGGUGGCGACCUCGUCGGCGGCGGUCUACCAGGUCGGCGGCUCCUCCGGGUGGACCAUCCUCGGCAACGUCAACUACGCCGACUGGGCAGGGAAGCAGAGCUUCAAAGUGGGGGACGUCAUCGAGUUCAAGUACCCGCAGGGCAUCCACAACGUGCUGGAGGUGAACAAGGCGGACUACAGCAGCUGCACCAACUCUACGCCCAUCGCCACGCACACCUCCGGCGACGACAAGGUCACCAUCAAGAGCCCCGGCCACCGCUUCUUCAUCUGCGGCGUGCCGGGCCACUGCACCGCCGGCCAGAAGCUGAACGUCCGCGUGCUCAAGACACAGAAGGCCCGCUCCUCGGCCCCGUCCCCGUCCCCGGCGCCCUCCGCCACCGCGCCGGCGCCGGCCGCGGCGUCCCCGCGCGCCGGAGACACCAGCGGCAGCAGCGCCUCGACCCCUCCCGCCGCGGCGACGACGUCUGACGGAGGGUCAACGACGACCGCGCCCGCGCCGAACUCCAACGGCGCCGCCGUCGUCCGCGCGGGCUAUGCCGUGGCAUUGGCCAUGGCCGCGUCCAUGGCGAUGCUACAGUAG
Messenger RNA from Triticum turgidum subsp. durum (durum wheat), 639 nucleotides. The record is from the annotation of a GenBank genome assembly. Lineage: Eukaryota; Viridiplantae; Streptophyta; Magnoliopsida; Poales; Poaceae.